Messenger RNA from Dictyostelium purpureum, 1556 nucleotides. RefSeq lists its product as uncharacterized. The transcript is spliced from 5 exons. Bases 31 to 1446 code for a protein of 471 amino acids. Gene Ontology annotation, biological process: triglyceride biosynthetic process. NCBI's taxonomy places the organism in Eukaryota, Evosea, Eumycetozoa, Dictyosteliales, Dictyosteliaceae. Gene Ontology annotation, molecular function: glycerol-3-phosphate O-acyltransferase activity. The record is from RefSeq and is a predicted model, not a curated record. Gene Ontology annotation, cellular component: endoplasmic reticulum.
UUAUAGUGUGUGGUUAUAAUUUUGAUAUAAAUGGGUGGAAUUAAAAAAAGUGAAAGUGUUGAUGGUAUUUCAUCACCAUCAACAUCAUCAGCAAAUUCCUCUUCAUCCAAUAAAUCCAAUGGUAGUAAUUUAGAAAUUUCAAGUCAAGAUCCAUGGUCAUUGCUUUUACCAACCAAUUCCACCGAGAUUGAUGAAAUCUCCAAACUUAUCGAAGAAAAAUUAUUAAAACAAUUAAAUAAACAAGUAAACCCUUCUAAAAAAUUUAAUUUAUAUGAUGUAGCUCCAUUUAUUACUGAUGGUGCCGAAGUUUUAGUUGAUGAUGAAUUUACAAAAUGUUUUACCAGUCCCGAAAUGGAUUCAUGGAAUUGGAAUAUAUAUUUAUACCCAGCAUGGCUCUUUGGUUUGUUUAUUAGAUUUUGUAUCUUAUUCCCACUUAGAGUAACAUGCUUGGUAGUUGGUAGCUUUGCCUUUGCUGUUGCCUUCUUUUUAUCUACAACUUUUGUUAAAAAUCAAAAAACCAGAAAACAUUAUCAAAGAAAAUGUAUCAGCUUUUUAAGCAAUGUAUUUAUUAUGUCAUGGUCAGGUGUUAUUAGAUACCAUGGUGUUAAGCCAUUAAGAAAGAAGAAUCAAGUUUUUGUAGCUAAUCAUACAACAGUUAUGGAUGUUGUAGUCUUACAAAGUCAAUUUAAUCAUGCAAUGGUUGGUCAAAAACACAAAGGUUUAUUAGGUUUUAUUCAAGAUUAUAUUUUAAAUUGUAUAGGUUGUCUUUGGUUUGAUAGAGCAGAAUCAAAAGAUAGAUUAUUAGUUGCACAACAAAUUUCAAAACAUAUUGAAAAUGAAAACAAUGAUCCAUUAUUAAUUUUCCCAGAAGGUGUUUGUGUUAAUAAUCAAUAUUGCGUUAUGUUUAAAAAAGGUGCCUUUGAAUUACCAAAUGUUACAAUUCACCCAGUUGCCAUUAAAUACAACACUUUAUAUGUUGAUGCAUUUUGGAAUUCAAAAAAACAAUCAUUUAUUAGACAUAUGUUUAAUUUGAUGACAUCAUGGGCAUUAGUAUGCGAUGUAUGGUAUUUAGAACCACAAACCAUUAGAGAUGGUGAAACUGCAACCCAAUUUUCAAAUCGUGUAAAGGCAAUGAUUGCCAAGAAAGCAGGUAUUAUUAACGUACCAUGGGAUGGUUAUUUGAAAUACUUUAAACCAGGUCCAAGAUUUGCAGAACACAAACAAAAAAUUUUUGCCUCACGUUUCAAAAAGAAGUUUGCAUCAAAUGAUGCAGAAGAUAAUGAAAGUAGUAAUACAAAUAAUAAUGAUGAAGAAGAUAAUGAAAAUAGUAAUACAAAUAAUAAUGACUCUAAUAAUAGCAAUAGCAGCACCAAUGGAAAGGACCAACCCGAAAAUAAUAUUAUUAAUAAUGUAAAACAAAGAAAAUUAGCCAACCCAAAUGAAUAGUAUAAUAUCUAAAUCAUAUUUUAAUAAUAAAUAGUUUAGUAUAAAAUAGAUAAAAAUAAAGUAAAAAAUAAUAAUUUAAUAUAAUUAUUAUUAAUAAAAAUUGUUUCAUU